Messenger RNA from Drosophila takahashii, 1872 nucleotides. RefSeq lists its product as uncharacterized. The record is from RefSeq and is a predicted model, not a curated record. Lineage: Eukaryota; Metazoa; Arthropoda; Insecta; Diptera; Drosophilidae.
AUGGUGAGAGAUCAACGAUAUAGGAAGGGGAAACUCUUUUUCGUCCUGGUUCUUAGCCUUUUGGCCAUCGCCUGCCUGGCUGAUGUUUCCCAUGUGAAACAUCACAAGCACCAGCACAGGAAUCAUCAUCAUUCCAGGAAUCACGAGAACGAUGAGGAGGAUCAUUAUCAUCAUCAGGAAGAAAAGGAAGUGGAGCAACCCUACUACAAGAAGGAGAGGCACACCAGCGAAGUGGUUUACCACAAGGAGGAUGAGCACGAGGAGCCCAAGGAGCACCACGAGGAACACCACGAGGAACCGAAGAAGCAGCGGGUGGAUCACUACCAUCACUAUGACAAGAAACCGGAGGUGAAGACCCAGCACAUCCACUACAAGCACAGCAAACCUGCUUUUCGCACGGAUUACAAUAAUAGGGAUUUGUUUACCCCAGCUGCUACUCAGGUGGUCUAUCGUCGACGUCGUCCUAGUCGCAUCCUUUAUGCCAGUGCCCCCAAUUCGGUGUUCCAUACCCACACGCAGAUUAAUGUGCAAUCCCAGGACUCCGAGUUGAACUCUCUUACUAGACCUGAGUUAGCAGCUGGAGCUCAAGAUCCUUCAGGAGCUCAGGCGACUACGGGAGCUCGUCCUGCCAACUGCCAAUUUGGUCCUGGAAAUGCUGCACCUGGUUGUGGACCGUCUGAUCCUCUGGGUGCUCAGCUGCCAGCCAGUGCCUUGGCUCCCACUGGAGGUAAUCUUCCUGCCAGUCAACCCAUUCCCGGUGGUCAACUGGCUGUUCUGGGUAAUGGUCAGCGUCCUCCUUUGCGUCCAAGUGGAGGAGGUUAUGGAGGAGGAUAUGGCAACCGACUUAACUUUUUUGUGGAUCCUUCAUUAGCUGCUCAACUGGGAGCCAUUGGAAAUGCAGCAGCUGGAAAUCAACAGGCUAACGGAGGAGGAAAUCAACUGGCAGGAGGAGCGCAACUGGGAGCUGGUCAAGGAUUCGAUCCCUCUUUUGGAGCCCAAGCAGCUGGAGGAGCAGGUGCACCCUUUAAUCCAACUUUUGGAGCUAAUCAGGCACAAAGACCCCUGCAAAACCAAUAUGAUCCCAACUUGCAGCUGGGAGGACCCUUUGAUCCCUCCUUAGGAGCUCAACUGGGAGCUGGUCAGGGUGUUUCCAACCAGAGACCUUUUGAUCCUUCCUUUGGAGCUCAAUUGGGAGCAGGUCAAGGAGUUCCCAACCAGAGACCCACCAAUGGACAGGCACAGGCCCAGGCACCUUUCGAUCCUUCUCUAGGAGCUCAAUUAGGAGCUGCUCAGGGAGUUCCCAACCAGCGACCCAAUCCACCAGCAGGAGCUCAACUGGCUCAACAGGGAGCUUUCGAUCCAAAUCAGGGUCAGUUUGAUCCCUCCAUUGGAGCUCAAUUGGCGGCGGGACAAGUGCCGCGCCUCAACAAUAACCGACGUCAACCCAACCGAUCCAACUAUCAAGGUCUCAAUGUUCUAAAUGGCAAUGUUUUUGGUCAACCCCAUCUCCAGGGACCCGUGAAUGCUCUGGGAAACCAACAGGAUACCAACAUCAUCGAUGGCAAUUUUUAUAGCGACCCACAUCAUGGUCAUCAGAAGGCUCUCGUAUCGGUUAAUCCCAAUCAGCGAUCGGUUUUGAUACCCGAUGACGAUGAUGAUUCUGAUGAUGAUGGACAAGCGGGAGGUUUCCUGGGAUUUGCGGCCAGCAAUCGUCAGAGUUCUUAUGUAGUGGCUCCCAAGAAACAUCGUUCCCAUAGGAGUAACUCCAAGCGUAAGAUUGAAGACCUUGGAACCUCGGCCUCUGAAUACGAUACCGAUUAUCGUGAGGAUGGCUAUCACUACCAGAAGCCCAAGCAUUCCUUUGAAUUUUAA